Messenger RNA from Pygocentrus nattereri (red-bellied piranha), 1356 nucleotides. RefSeq names its product chromosome 3 C8orf33 homolog (gene c3h8orf33). The coding region runs from base 305 to 1198 and encodes 297 amino acids. The transcript has 6 exons. NCBI's taxonomy places the organism in Eukaryota, Metazoa, Chordata, Actinopteri, Characiformes, Serrasalmidae. The record is from RefSeq and is a predicted model, not a curated record.
AGCCUAAUCGCAGGGCACCAUCUCAAGCAUGAGGAUACUUCUUUAUACUUGUUUAUUUUUCUUCGUUCGAAUUGGUUAGAAAAUAUAUCAUAUUUACAAUUACAUCACAUUCAAAAUAACCGCGUAUCAUCUGCUAUCUAGACUUUUCUCUAAGGCAGUAACUUACAGUUUAGCAGUAAAGGAUUUAUGCAUUCGUGAACCUAAAUGUGAGUUUUGGGCUCCUCUCUUCUCCCAGACACAGGCCGUGAUUGUUGUCAUACAGUAAAUAGUUUGAGGUAGUUGCUGUUAGACGUGAAGUCUGACCAUGGAAAACAGUUUAACCAGAAGAGCAGACCCUCAGGGGGACAGCAACUCAGCACAGACUGACUUUCACUGGAAGCGCAGCGAUAACUCCUUCGCCUUUAACUUCCUUCCAGCAGCCUCAUCCUCCCUGACCCACGCCAUGGCUGCUGCUGCUGCGGAAGCCCAGGCACAGCCCAGGCAGGGUGAGGGGUCAGACACUGGCUCCAGUUUCGCUUUCAACUUCCAGAUUCCAUCAGGAACGGCACCAAGUACUGGGCAGGAAAAUGGGGCCACGCAGGCAGGAAAAACAGAGAUGGAAGUAACAGCCAUUGAGCCAAAUGCAGACUCUUCAAAAAGUAAAGCCAAGAAGAAGAAGAAAAAGAAAGGAGGAGGAGGAGGGAAGGAGGAUGGGCUGCAGAAUAAAAUGAUUGAAGAAGCUCCUAAACAGGAGAGCACAGAACUGUCUCCAGAGCAGCAGCUGAACAGAGAACUGGACUGGUGUAUUGAGCAGUUGGAGUUGGGUUUGAAAACUCAAAAAUCAUCCACCAAACAAAGAGAGGAUGCCAGUCGAGCUCUGAAGACCCUGCAAAGCUCCAAAGCUCAAAUGGUGAAAAAGAGGCAGGUGAUGAGAUCUAUGUGCGGAGAUUACAGGAGAAAGAUGGAAGAGGAGAAGAACAGACAAUUCAAGCUCAUACAGUCAGCAAUGACCUCGGCAAAGGUCACCGUUGUGUCAGAACCUUCCCGCAAACCAGUGUUCCACCGCCAUGCAGAGACGAAGACACACACAACAUCCAAUACGGACAAACCCCAGGACACACAUGGACUUUCACGUGCUGCAGAGCAGACUGAUGCAGACAUGAGUCUGUUUGUUUUCAGGCCAUCCCAAGAGGAGUUCCGUUUCAACUUUGACCUGUGAUUGCAUGUGAGCAUAGUCUUUACCUAGAACAACUGUACACUGCAGUACUGGAGUAUAUCACUUUACACCUGACUGUUUUCAUAAACUGACCCACAUGCAGUACAUAUCAGUCAUGGAUAAGACUUUGACUUUGGUGAAUAAAGAUUUAGAAAGAUUUA